This is a messenger RNA of Varanus komodoensis (Komodo dragon), 4263 nucleotides long. RefSeq names its product integrin subunit alpha D (gene ITGAD). The record is from RefSeq and is a predicted model, not a curated record. Gene Ontology annotation, biological process: cell-cell adhesion; cell-matrix adhesion; integrin-mediated signaling pathway. Bases 367 to 3885 code for a protein of 1172 amino acids. Gene Ontology annotation, cellular component: integrin complex; external side of plasma membrane. The transcript has 30 exons. NCBI's taxonomy places the organism in Eukaryota, Metazoa, Chordata, Lepidosauria, Squamata, Varanidae. Gene Ontology annotation, molecular function: integrin binding.
GGGGCUGGGAGUUAUAUGUUGUCAAGCACUAUACUUAUUGAUGGAAUAGUACUGCAACACACCUUGUAUGAAUAAAGUAACAAUAGAAUAAUAGAAGAAAUGGUUGAUUACUAAUUUUUGAGCAGUUUGGAUCCUUGGAAUAAUAAUUUAUCUAUUUCAGCCUCUCCUGUGGUCAAAAUAAACCAUGUGUUGACUCAGCUUCCCCUUCUACCCUGUUUCACACCCACAUUUUGCAAAGACCAGUGAGGGUUACUUGUCACACAUACAGUGUUAAGCUUUAAGCACCAACUUCUUCUACAGUGUGUGAUCCAUCUAAACACAAGCCAACUUCCUCAAGGCUUCUAUACUUCAAGCAUCUCACCAAAGAUGGAAUCACUGUCACUACUCAUCUAUUUCUUUGCCAUUGUGCUGGCACAAUGCCAUGGAUUCAGUCUGGAUACAGAGCAUCCAAUCGCUUUCCAAGAAAGAGCAAAAGGCUUUGGAAAGAGCAUUGUGCAAUUUGGAAGUGGACCAAACGCAGCGCUGUUUGUUGGUGCCCCACUCCAGAAGGGGAAUGGGAAUGAACAGGGAAAACUCUACAAAUGCCAUUACAUGCAAAGCAAAUCGGGCAGAUGCCAGGAGGUCCCUUUGCAAAUGCCUGCUGAUGCGCUGAACAUGUCCCUCAGUUUGUCCCUCUCUGCCAGCGACUCCCAGUUGUUGGCGUGUGGUCCAACAGUGCAUCAAACCUGUGGGGAAAACAUCUACCUCAAGGGCUACUGCUUUCUCCUUGACCAGAAUCUGAGGCUGAUAAAGCGCUUUCCUGAGCAUCUGCCAGAAUGUCCAAAACGGCCCACUGACAUCGUUCUCCUGAUAGAUGGUUCAGGGAGCAUUGACAGAAAUCAGUUUAUACAGAUGAAGACAUUUAUCUCUGAGGUUAUAAAGCGCUUCCAAAAUACAAGCACGCAGUUUGCCUUGUGCCAGUACUCAAACUUCUAUCAAGAACACUUUGACUUCCUUACAUUCCAGAAGAACCAAGAUCCUGAUGCACUAAUUAGGAAAGUGCGGCAGCUGGGUGGAACAACGCACACAGCUACAUAUAUCCAGAGAGUGGUACGUGAGCUUUUUCUCCCAGAAAAAGGAGCCCGCCACAGUGCCUCUAAGAUUCUCAUUGUGAUAACAGAUGGAGAAAAAUACAGAGACCCCUUGGAGUACACCGAUGUGAUUCCAGAAGCUGAGGCAGCUGGCAUCAUCCGCUUUGCCAUUGGGGUAGGGAAGGCAUUCAGUGAAGGCAGCGCCUUUCAAGAGCUCGUCAGUAUUGCCUCUGCACCAGCCUCAGACCAUGUCUUCCGAGUGGACAACUUCGAUGCUCUCAAGGACAUCCAGAACCACCUUCAGGAUAAAAUUUUUGCUAUUGAAGGUACAGAAUCCAAAAACAGCAGCUCCUUCCAGUUAGAGAUGUCUCAGGAAGGAUUUAGUGCCUUAUUGAGGCAGGGUAAUGCCACUUUGGGGGCAGUAGGAGCCUAUGACUGGUCUGGAGGGAUUUUCCAAUAUGGAGAACGUGGAGGUUCAAAUUUCAUCAAUGUAUCCAGCUUGACAAAGGAGAUGGACAAUGCUUAUCUUGGUUAUUCUGUGCAGACUGUUCGAAAGGACAACCGGAUAAGCUACGUGGUGGGGGCCCCUCGUUACCAGCAUGUUGGCAAGGUUAUUCUGUUCAGCCAAGAAGGUGACAAGUGGAAGCAGAAGUCAGAGCUCUCUACAACACCGACCCCCCAGAUCGGCUCAUAUUUUGGGGCUGCACUUUGCUCUGUGGACCUGGACAGAGACUCCAACACGGACCUGGUUCUCAUUGGUGCUCCCUCAUAUUACGACGGUGUGGCAGGAGGGAGGGUCUACAUCUGCCAUGGGCAGGGAGAGACAUUUCUCUGUGAUGAGGUGCUGCAAGGAGAGGCCAAGCAUCCCUUGGGCCAAUUUGGAGCCAGCAUAGCGGAAACAGGUGAAAUAACUGGGGACCAGUGGAUGGAUGUGGCCAUUGGGGCUCCAAUGGAGGAUGAGAAUAGAGGAGCUGUGUACAUAUUCCAGGGAAACAGCAGAUCCAUCAACCAUGUGCAUAGCCAGCGCAUCCAAGGCUCUCUGCUUCCCAAUGGGCUCCAUUACUUUGGCCAGGCUAUUGCUGCUGGGUUGGACCUUUCAGGAGAUGGACUCCCAGAUGUCUCAGUGGGGGCUGAGGAGCAUGUGCUGCUGCUGAGGUCUCGUCCUGUUCCCCAAGUAUUGCAUGCGAUCACCUUCAUUCCAUCUAUGAUCCCCAUCUCUGCCUUUGAGUGUAAGGAGCAGGAUGAACUGAACAAGGAAGUCAGCAAAGCUACUGUUUGCUUCAGCAUUAAGUGGGACCCUCGAUUUACACCAGGUAACAGCAUUUUGAGUACCAUUCGGUACACUUUGACUUUGGAUCAUGGUCGAAUGAAAAUUCGGGCUGCAUUUGUUGAAGGUCUGAGCCCCUCCACUAUCACUGAAGAGGUGAAGGUGGGCUCGAUGAGAAAGUGCAAGGACCAUCGCAUAAAGUUGCCGACCUGCAUAGAAGACAGCCUCACACCCAUCAAUCUCCGAGUGAAUUAUAGCCUUAUAGAAGAGCCUAUUGCUACUGCUGGCAACCUGCGAGCCAUCCUGAAUGAAGAUGAGCCCCAUCACUUCACAGCAUUGUUGCCAUUUGAAAAGAAUUGUGGCAGAGAUGGGAUCUGUAAAGACAUGUUAAAAACCUCCUUCAAUUUCUCAGGCCUGCAUACACUGGUAGUGGGCCUGACCCUUGAGCUGAAUGCUACAGUCUUCAUCCGGAAUGAUGGAGAAGAUUCCUACAACACCACAUUGACCUUCUCAUAUCCUUCAGCACUGUCCUUUCGCAAAUUCACACUAUUACAGACCAACAGGAAGUACGUGGUCAUUAAAUAUGCCUCCAUCUCUGCUGCAGAGGAUGAACCUGUGAAGAUCACUGCAUGUUACAUCAAUCACCCAAUCUUCCGAAGUGGGGCUGAGAUUACCUUCAUUGUCACCUUUUCUGUCUCGCAAGAAGCAGAUAUAGGGCAUGAGGUGCAGAUCAAUGCCACAGCCAGCAGUGAAAACAAUGGCCCCACCACACAGGACAUGGUUCACCGAGCGAAGCUACCCGUAAAAUAUGCCAUAUAUGUCUUCAUCAACGCUAUUGAUGAAUCAACCAAGUAUGUCAAUUUUUCUGCUGGCCAGGAAGAUAGAAAUGAGAUUGUAGAACACCAUUAUAAGGUGAAGAACACAUAUCAGCGAAAGGUUCCUGUCUCAGUGAAGUUUCAGUUUCCUGUGCAAUUGAAUGGUGUACCAGUUUGGAAUGCAUCUGUGGACAGGCCCCCUGAGCAAUUCCAUCUGGCUAGUUGUGUCUUUGAAAAAAAGACUCCUGGGUCCAAGGAGUUUGUGAAGCAGCUAAAGGAGCAUCCUGUUCUGGACUGCUCUGUGGCUACCUGUCAAACAAUCCGUUGUGACAUUCUGUCCCUGGAGCUGCAGCAGCCACUGGAGUUCACGAUCAAAGGGUACAUUGACUUCAAGUUGGUGAAACAGACCCAGCAGAAGAGAGUGACCUUGGUGAGCUCAGCACAGAUUUUCUAUGACAAUAACAAAUAUGUCCAAAAUGAGGGCUUUGCACAGAGCCAGGCAAAGACUGUGGUGGAGUACUUGGAGGCCUACAACUAUGUACCCAUCAUUAUUGGCAGCAGUGUUGGUGGACUUAUCCUUCUCGCUCUGAUAGUUGCUGCUCUAUACAAGCUUGGAUUCUUCAAACGAGCAUACAAAUAUAAGAUGGAUGAAACAGGAGCCGAAAGCACCGAGGGGGGUAGGCCUCCAGAAAACAGCAACAUCAGCACUAGUCCUGCUUCCACCAAAGGAUAACUGUUCCAUGACCAGUGCCUUCUGCAAGAUCACAUCUGCAAUACCCACAAAACUUAAAUGGGCCACUGCACUGAACAAAAGGACAGCUGCAUCAUAUGCAGCAGUUUCUUAUACAGAAAGCACUUUUAUGGUAGGAAACAACCUGCUACUAAUACAUGUGUAAUGAAGGCACACAUGCCAAGAAGUUGCUCCCAGCCAAAACUCCAACUGUGUAUGCACUUGAAAGCCACCACAGAAGUUGAGUUAUAUACAUUAUUUCUUACACAGAGUGGCUGUCUUCACAGGAAAAUAUGCCUGCCAUGGCUUUGAUAGCUAGGAAUCUUGGAUUCUAAUCCCUGGUGCCUAGACAGAAUAAAGAGAAAUCAUAUGUUGAAGAAA